Molecule: messenger RNA, 3120 nt
Organism: Odocoileus virginianus texanus
Lineage: Eukaryota; Metazoa; Chordata; Mammalia; Artiodactyla; Cervidae
Gene: ATOSB
Product: atos homolog B
Source: RefSeq, a predicted model, not a curated record
UCAGAGAGGCGGGCUUAGGGCGGACUCUCUCCAGCUUCCUCAAGACUGAGGCAUUUGUUUGAGUGGGUGGGGCAUGAAGAGAAAGGGCAUUGGUUUGCUAUGCAGAGGCUGGAGUAUAUAGACUUUCUGCUUCCUUACAAGCAGCAGAGCAUCCAGAUGCUUGGACCCAUCCUCUGAAAAUGGGGUCCAGCUGAGCCUAGGAGCUGCACGGAAUGGUGGCAGUCACCUUACCAGUGCAGCAGGCAUGGACCGGACUGCAAGCUAGGAGAGCAAGACAUCAGCCAGGAAGAGGGAACACACAGCUAGGCUUAAGGCCUCCUCAUCGGGAUGUCCCCAGGCCCCCCAGCCCAAGCCCAGCAUAAAGGCUGUGGGGGGGGUCCCCCCUGACCGAAGGCAGGGCUUCAUGCGCCACGUGCAAGCGGAGACGUCUCCAUCCUCAGAGCCAGAGGCUGGCCCUUCGCAGCCUGCAGUCAGGCAGGGGGCCCUCCAGGGUGGCCUGCUCAUGGGCUACAGCCCAGCAGGGGGGGCGACAUCCCCCGGGGUCUACCAGGUAUCCAUCUUUUCCCCUCCAGCUGGUGCCUCUGAGCCUCCUAGGGCCCUGAAACGGCCAGCCCCACCUACCGAGGGUCCCAGGGAGCUGAAGAGAGGCCCCGGACUAGGGGCCAGAGAGGGACUACCCCCUGAAGAACCACCCACUGUCGGGCUCUUGGGCCCAGAGGGACUGGGGCUGAAACUGGGCGUGGCCAGCCAACAUUUCUGCCAUCACGGCCUCUGUGUUGUGGAACAAGGAGGUAGUUCCACCUCACCUUGGACUUCGGGGGCCCGAAGUUCCCCCUUGCCCCCAUCAAAUGCUUCCUGCAGUACUUUGCACACCAGAGACUGGGCUUCCCCAGAUCCAAGGGGACAGGGGUCCCUGGGGGUGUCCCUGGGGCCAGCCCCUCCAGGCCAGCUGCACACACUUGACACUGAUUUGCACAGUCUUGCACAAAUAGGGGGUAAGAGCCUAGUGUCUGGGGUGGGCAACGGGGGCAGCCCCUGGCCUAGGGAGUCCCCUGGCACUGCCAAUGGGUGCAGCCCCGAGCACACACCCCCUGGCCCCGGACCUCCAGGCCCCUGCCCCACCAAGCGAAGGCUGCUUCCUGCUGGAGAAGCCCUGGAUGUCAACUCUGAGGAUGAGGGGCCAGCCCCUCGGAGGCGCCGGGGAACCCUGGGCCACCCUCCUGCUGCCAACAGUUCUGAUGCCAAAGCCACACCCUUCUGGAGCCACCUGCUGCCUGGGCCCAAGGAGCCCGUGCUGGACCCAACAGACUGUAGUCCCAUGGGGCGGAGGCUGAAAGGUGCCCGUCGCCUGAAGCUGAGCUCCCUGCGAAGCCUCCGGAAGGGACCAGGCCUGCUGAGCCCCCCCAGUGCCUCCCCUGUUCCUACCCCUGCUGUCAGCCGUACCCUGUUGGGCAACUUUGAGGAAUCAUUGCUGCGAGGACGCUUUGCACCGUCCGGCCACAUUGAGGGCUUCACAGCAGAGAUCGGAGCUAGUGGAUCCUACUGCCCUCAGCAUGUCACGCUGCCUGUCACUGUCACCUUCUUUGACGUUUCUGAGCAAAAUGCCCCGGCUCCCUUCCUGGGCGUCGUGGACCUGAGUCCCCUGGGGAGGAAGGGUUACAGCGUGCCCAAGGUGGGCACCAUCCAAGUGACCUUAUUUAACCCCAACCAGACUGUGGUGAAGAUGUUCCUCGUGACCUUUGACUUUUCGGACAUGCCUGCUGCCCACGUGACCUUCCUGCGCCACCGCCUCCUUUUGGUGCCCGUGGGUGAGGAGGGGAAUGCUGGCCCCGCCCGCCGCCUCCUCUGCUACUUACUGCACCUCAGGUUCCGGAGCUCCCGCUCAGGCCGCUUAAGCCUGCAUGGCGACAUCCGCCUGCUUUUUUCCCGCCGGAGCCUGGAAUUGGACACAGGGCUCCCCUACGAACUGCAGGCUGUGACCGAGGCCCCUCACAAUCCACGUUACUCACCUUUGCCCUGACUGUCAAUGCCCUGAACCCCUUGUGGGCCAAAGACCUGCCCAUCCUGCUCCAUCCUGGACAGAGUGAACACGUGGAGAGGUGGCGAGAGACCUCUCAGGCUUGCAUUAAAGCCUUCACCAUGCUCAUGCCCAAACUGACCUUUGGGUGUUUAAAGCUUCUGACCUUACCACACGCUGCCCUGUUCUGGGUCCUCCACGUGCCGGCCCCUCCCUUGGAUUUCCCAGGCUGGCUGCGACGGUGGGGAGGAACUGGAGCUACCCUGAGGUUGUCCUAAGUUCCCAGGCAAGUCAUGCCAGCAUUGCCUCCCUGUCCUGGGCAGGGGCCAUUUAUUAUUUUAUUUAUUUUUAAUUUAUAAUUUAUUCAAAUUGGAUUGCCUUGGUAACCUCCCAAACCUGAUAAUUGGCAUUGCCCCCCUCCUUUCCCACUCUCAGAUAUUGCUCCAACCUCAGGAGUUGAAGAGGCUGAUGUGGGGGCUGUGGGAGAAGUGUUCUCCCUCAGCUGAGAGCAGAGAAGUUAUCCCAGAAGAACUGAGUCACCAGCCAAAGACUCAGCUUCCCCUACCCUUCCCAAUGCCUUUCACUUCCCUGACCUCACCCCUCCUGAAAGCCAACUUGUGUGUGUGUGUGUAUGUUUGUGUGUGUGUGUGUAUGUGUGUGUUGUGUGUGUGGUACGUACGUGAGAGAGAGAGUGUGUGCAUGCAGUUGCGCACACAUCUAGGACUCUAGACCCUGGCUGUCCCUCUCCUUCUUCUGCCUGUGUCUCUUUGCUUUGGGGUCCUGACUGAGGAAGGUGUUCAGGGUACAGAGUCAGGGCCAAGGACUAGGGUGUCUCCUCCCUCCUGGCCAGAUUCUGACCCACCUACCUCAGUUGGGGUGAGGGGCACCCCUCAAACUCAGUCAUGUAGUUACCAACUACCCCAUUCCCCAGUCUAGACUCUGACCCAGCCUUAGCUCUGAUGCCUGGGGCUGGACUGAGGGGAACAAGCAUUUGCUGAAACUUGAAAAGAAAACAACCCAGGAAAAAAAUCGCACCUGGUACUUUUUUUUUUUUUUUUUAGGAAAAAAAAAGAAAAGAAUAAAUUCUUGUUUGGAAACUUGAA